CUGCCGGCGAGCUCCGGGCCGGGCCGGGCCGGGCGGCUGCGGCCGGUAUGUGGAGCGGGCGGGCGGCGGCGGCGGUGCCGCGGUGGUGGCGGGCGUUGCGCAGCUCCGCCGCCCUGAGCGGUUCCAGGAACCUGCUGAGGAAAAUGCUCCGCAAAAAGAAAAAGAAGUUUUGGUACGAGAGCCCGACCCUGGGAUCUAAAAUGAUGUAUAAACAAACCAAGUUGGCCUCUGUAAUGAAAGAUGACCAGACAAAAACUAGGAAAGAAGAUAACAUACGCUGCAGAGUCUUGAAUAGUCUCAUUCAUAAAGCUGUGACAGAGAUGAUGGCUACCUCUGAAGUUAAUCAAGAACUUUAUGAUCUCAAGCUGGAAAUCUGCAAGGUGUCCCUGGCAUCAAACUUUUCAGCCUGUCGUGUGUACUGGAAUCCUGCUGCCACUACGGAGAAAGAAAGUUACGUUGAAAGCGUACUGCAGAAGAGUGCUCCGCGUAUACGGUAUCUUCUGACGAGUCAGCAGAUUCUAGGAAAUGUACCUCCAAUAGUAUUUUUAAAAGACAAAGAAGCUGCAGCUGUAAAAGAGAUUGAGGAAUUAUUGUCAAUUGCUGAUUUUGGACCUCCGGAAGAAGAAGAGGAAACAUUAUCUCAAAAUGAGUCUAGUGAACUGUUGUCUUCAGCAACUCAAUCUUCAGAUUCACCCAUGCGGUCUAAUCUUUUUGGUAUUGAUCAUGAACUGCUGAAUAAGCAGAUAAUGGACUACAAAAGACUGAAAGUGUCAAGAGAUACAGGAAGCAUUGCCUGGACAGAAGAGCAGGAGCAGCAGCUUUCUAAGAUUCAAAAGAAAAUGAAAAAGAAAAAAACAAGGAAUCCUCCUGAUGAUGACAUUAUACCACAGAAAUACUUACUGGACGAAGCUGAUGACUGGGAUGAUAACACUGAAUCAGUCUUGGACUAUGAGCUGGAGGAUGAAUUACAGGAAGAGGUAGAUGAAUUGGAGGCGGAUGAUGGCAAAACUCUAAGUCAGCCUAUGGAUAAACUGAAAUGAAGUGAAAAAGCCACUCCCUUUAAAGUGGAGGCUGCCAAUAGCAAAAAAAAAAAGACUGCCAUAGAUACUGAAAGAUUAGUUUUGUACAGCCUGUUUACCACUUCCUCUUUUGAACUAAUAGGUUUGCCACAUGUGGGGAGGUUUGCUAGCACAAAGUAUGUAAGAUAAACAAAAAUGCUAUUUGUGACAUUCUGUUAAGCAGCUUUCAAGCUGCUGCAGUUGUAGGACUUUCAACCAGAGAGCAGUUUUGUAAUAACAAAAUAUACAUAGUGUAGCACUGAGUUAAAACUUCUUGCAGUUCUGUCAAUUAUUUCCAAUAAAAUUAUGGUGUCUGUGUUGAAAUAAAA
Molecule: messenger RNA, 1387 nt
Organism: Aquila chrysaetos chrysaetos
Lineage: Eukaryota; Metazoa; Chordata; Aves; Accipitriformes; Accipitridae
Gene: RBFA
Product: ribosome binding factor A
Exons: 7
Coding region: 48-1040 (330 amino acids)
Biological process (GO): rRNA processing
Source: RefSeq, a predicted model, not a curated record